AGCAUUGUGCCCCCAUGUGAAUCCUUUUUUCCUCAUUCAAUAUUGUUUUUGGGUUGCGAAGCCAAUUCCAGUUUGGGAACGAACGUUUCAGCCCAAAAGGAUUGAGCUUUUUGAGAGAACACUGCGAUUCCAUGUGUUUCCAGUGAUGAAGAGAGAAAUCUAGUUUUCUUUUCGAUUCCGGGAAAGUUGUGCGGAAGAAAAUAAAGGGGACUUGGUUUGGCUUCUUCCAUUGUUAAUGAUUUGGUGGCAGUAUGAAGUCAAUGGAUGGGAGAAUAAUGAAGCUGGUUCAAUACAUUGGCUUUCAUUCUGAUGUGUCAAAUGUAAAGGGGGCCAGUUUAGUUGCUUCUUUCUGAUGUAAAAAAAAAAAAAACUCUUGAUAUUAGUAAACAUCAUUCAGGUGAAGAUGUUGAUUCAGAGUUCGCAUUCUGGUUCAAUUGAAGCUGCUCUUUCUUUCGUAUCUGACCAUGGGAAAGAAAACUGGGUGCCUGGUGCUGAAACUUGGCUGAAGUAUCCUAAUAGUGAUCCUCAAGAUGGUUGUGAAGAAGUUGUUCCGGCUAUGGAGGGGAAAAGGAAUAUUGAUGGUUCCUGCUCAUUAAAUUUUGCAAGUAGUUGUUCCCAGCUAUCAACUGUCAGUACUAUAUCUGAGAGUUCUACACCUGCUUUUGUAUACCGGCGAAGGAAGCUCAGAAGGAAUUCUGUUGGUAUUUUUCCACCUGAGGCAUCAGCAAAGCUGAGUGAUAGUUGUCUUUCCAUCAGUUCCGAAGCCCCUUCGGUGGCAGCAAAGGAGGGACUCAUAGUUUCUGUUGUUGAUCUUGAAAGUGAAGCUGUUAGAGCCCCUGUAAUGCCUCCUGCUGAAUGCAAUAGAAAGGCCCUCGUUUUGAAUUCAGAAUCCAUUAAUGGCAGUUUAGUUGGGGAAGAGCCUGGUUCCAAAGAAGCCCCUAAAAAUGAUAUCCACAGAGCUUUAGAUUUCUGCUGUGUAAAUGAUUGUUCUUCGUCAUCAAAGUCAAAUGUGGAACUUGGUUCAGUGACCUUGAGGACUGAAGUGGAUGACACUGGAGAGUGCUCCUCUUCUAGUGCAUUGGGUGUGGAGGGUUUUCAGGAUGAUCUAUCAGAAAAAGAUAUAUGCUUCUCUAUUCUUAAAAGCCAUGGACUUCUUGAUCGAGUUUGGCCUAUUAGGAUUUGCACUUCUGAUGAAGUCCCUGGUAGAAGUACUGAUAGCAGCUAUAUGCGGUUAUGCAAAGUUUGUGAUCAGUCAGAGAUUACACUGAAAAUGCUAAUUUGUGAUCAAUGUGAAGAGGCAUUUCAUGUCUCUUGCUGCAACCCCCUCAUCAAGAAGAUACCAGUUGAUGAAUGGUUCUGUCACUCUUGUUUGAAAAAGAAGCAUAAAAUUUUGAAGGAAACAACUGCCAGUAAAGCAUUGAAUAUCAGCAGUGAAAGGAGCAAUUGUAGAAAUGCAAAAUUUAAGGGUGAAUUAAGUCCUAUUGCAUCCAUGUUGAAAGAAUCGGAGCCAUAUACAACCCGUGUUCGAAUUGGUCAUGAUUUUCAAGCAGAAGUUCCUGACUGGUCUGGUCCAUCUGUCGAUGACAUUGAUACUGUUGCUGAACCAUCGGAAAUCGAUCCUUCAGAGUGUAUUAGCUUGCAUGGUUGGAAUUCCUGCAAGCCUUCUAGACUCAGCUCUAUUGGUAAUUGGCUUCAAUGCCAAGAAGUUAUAGAAGGAAUAGGAGAAGGUGUUGAUGGAAACAUUUGUGGAAAGUGGCGCAGGGCACCUCUUUUUGAAGUUCAAACUGAUAACUGGGAGUGUUUCCGCGCUGUCCUUUGGGAUCCAGCUCAUGCUGAUUGUGCUGUACCCCAGGUGCUUUAUUUUUUCUUUUUCUUUUUUUGAUUUAUUUUUCUUUUG
Molecule: messenger RNA, 1897 nt
Organism: Camellia sinensis
Lineage: Eukaryota; Viridiplantae; Streptophyta; Magnoliopsida; Ericales; Theaceae
Source: RefSeq, a predicted model, not a curated record